UUUCGAUUAUAAGAAAACAAAUUAGAUAGACAGAACUGUAGUUUGUAGACUGUAGAGUACAAAAGACUAGAAGAGUUAAGACUAAUAAUUUAUUAUUAUGUAUUAACUAAUACAUAAAAGCUAGUUAGCUUUUGUUACUUUAAUAAUUUUAAUUUUCCCAUUUGUAUAAGAACAAACCGUCGUACAGCUAGUAAUCCUAACAAAAUGGAUUAUGAAGACAGUUUUUUGAAGAAAUAUAAUAUUAUGAAAUUGGACGAGUACAUUGAGCUGUAUAAUAACCGUUCAACAGUCAAUAAAAAAAUUACUGAGAAUGUGAUCACUAAGCGUGAGUUGCUGUCGCAUUUUAGAGUAGAGUUGAGUUUGCUCAAUGCGUGUAAACUCAAAAUCAAAGAUGAGUUGGAGAAAACUCAUGAUGUUAUCGACACUCAAAUACUCGUCUUUUUGUGCAAUCAUGCUUUCAUCUUGUUUCGCAAUAUCCAUGUAUUUUUUUCCAUUGAAGAGGAUCUGUUAUCUCUGUUUAUCAACUUUUGUCAAGAUAAUGUAAGCUACAUAAAUGUAAAUCAGUUAGAUAUUUUGUUGGCUGUUGUUAUGCGUGUACCAAAUAAUCAAAAUAUUUGGAUACAACUAAUAAAGCUCCAUUUGACUAUAGACAGCUUCGAUCAUGAUAAGCUGAUGGUUGCUUUUAGCCAAGGUGUUCGUGCAUUAAAUGAUUCACUACCUUUAUGGAAGAUUUUAAUAAGAAAUUUGCGAUAUAGGCGUCCAGAAAUAGUUGAAACAUUACUUAAAGAAGCUACAAAAGGUACAGAAGAUUUUUAUGACGAAAAACUUUCUUUGGAAAUAAGACCUAAAUAUUUAGAAUGGUGCAUAGAGUUUAAAGACAUACAUGCUACUCGAGACCUAUUUAAUGAACUAAAAGACUUCAAGCCAGCAUGUCCUAAAUUGUAUUUAGUAAUGAUAGCCAUUGAACGUGAGGAACCAAAUUAUGAAUUAGAUACAGUAAGACAAUUGUAUGAAGAAGUAACCAAAUUGUGUGGCAACGAUAACGUUGAAGUGUGGAUUGAUUACAUACGUUUUGAACAAGAGUAUGGCAACAAGGGACUUAAACAAAAAAUUUAUUAUAAAGCAGUGUUUAACUUGCAAAGGCAAUUCCUUGAUACUUUAUUUGAACAACAUGAAAGUCUUGAACGUGAAUUUUGGACAGCUUUAAGUAAAGAAGUUAUAGUAGUUGAUGAUUGAAAUAUAUAUACAGAUAUAUAUAUAAAAAAAAAAUAAAUAGAUGUUUUAUUUAUUUAUACUGUAAGUGGGCCACUUCAUAAUUUUUAUAUGUAUUUAUAGAAUUUUGUUUGUAUUUAUAAAGCCGCUUAUUACAUAACGCAAGCAGUGUAAGACAGUGAAACUUCAAUUAAUGAUUUACUUUUAAAGAUUUCUAAAUAUAUAUUAUAUCAUCAUCACUGUUAUUGUAAAGCUGUCAUUUUCUCUGGUUCCUAUAGUGAUUGUAGUACAGGAGUAUCACUGUAGCAUAUAAAUAACAUAGUUAAUGACAAAAUAGUAAAUUUAUUUAUAGAAAGUUAAUGAUGAUCAGAUUUCUAUUAAUAUGAAUAUUAUAAAUUAAUAAUUAUAAUUUAAUAAUUUAAACUUAUUUGAACACUUUAUCUAAUUUUAUUUUAUUUUUAUUAUCAUAAUUAUCAUUUGUGCAAUAAUUAAAUUAAUAAUGCGAUUUUAAGGAAACUUAAUAUUGAAUUUAUAUUCCUAAUAAUCAGUGUCCGCAUAACCCUCAGCAGUAGUAUCCGCAUCUAAAUUAUUGUGUUCAUUGUCUUCUUUGUUGAAUGUGUCUGAACAGGCAUAACAGACACCAACAUCUUUCCAACACUGUUCGCAGUGUAUAUAAACGCACCCAAUGGUGUUGCAACCAUACUGUUUGCCGGCAAUCGUUUCUGGUUCGCCACAAAUCAGACAUUUUCGACGACCGCAUGCAAACCACACCAGCCAGCCGAAUACUGCCGGGAACUUUAAUCUCAACAUCAGAAAAAUGUCAAGAUCUUCCUGAAUAAUAAGAAUAAGUAAUGGACAUGAAAGAUAACGCGCAUAAUGAAUGACGUCCAACUUUGCUACGAAGAUGACGCAAUUCGAUGGUUAUGACUUACGUUUGAUUCUCGACUCACCUUUCCACCACCCCUAAAUCUAACGAAAUUGUCAAACAUUAUCGAGUGAUGCAGUUAAAACUUAUAAAAAACUUAUAAAUCGUUUAUGCAUUGAAAACCAAUUUCCCCCUGAAGUUGUCCGUUGAAUUGCGUCUGCAGUGGAUAACUGUUGUCUAGUCAACGCGGAUUUUUUUUCUACGGUACACGGGAAGUAGAUACAAACCGAUAAUUUGUUUUCGCGGGCCAAUUUCGACACCUUUUGCUUCAUGUACCUGAAGAACGCCGUUCGCUUCCUUAAUGUCUCGUUGUAUAGGUACAGCACGCGGCGCUUUUCUCUCUUUCGGAAGAAUACUGCGCAAAUCAGUCGUUUUAGCCGACCUGAAUAUCCGGCGAAUACGGUCAUGACGAACACCAGCAUUAACGUCCCGUAUAUCUUGUGCAGGUAAUACGCGUCCAACUUGUGUGGAUUCGGGAGACACACUGUAUACAAGUAUGUAAACGUAAAUAAUUUCAUUUCAGGAUAAUAUUCUGGUGAUAGGUAUAAUUAAAUUAUAAUAAUAUAUGUGUUUAUGACAAUAGUGUCCCUGAAUCCUGAAUUCAAGUAGUGUAAAGUACUUAGAACGCCCAGGAUUUAAGGAGGAUUUUUUAGAUGUUGUUUGUAAACGUUGCAUCAUGAUUGGUGCCUUUGUGUAUUGUGAAGAAUACUAAUAAUACAAUCUAGUAUUAUGUACAAAGAUACGUCAUAACCAAAGGUGGGCAUUAACUUGUUAAAAAGUUAAUUUUUUUAAACUUUUUAACUUAAAUAGUUAAUUAUUUUUGUUUUUAACUUAUUAACUUAUAUAUUCAGUUAAAAUUUUUAUUGUUGUAACUUAAUUUUUUAUAGUUAAUUAUCAUUGUCGUGCAGUUAAGUUAAUUUUCUUUUCAAGUCAUGCGUAAUCAACAAGACAAUACUGAUUUGUCGACUUUUUUCGAUUUUGGUAAUUUAUUUUCGAAUUAUGUAUUAUAAUAAUCUAAUUUUUUACACAGUAUUAAACGUCGUGGUAAAUGUUUGUGUAUAACAAAAUACUAUGACAGCUUAUGACUUAAAAAUAUUGUACCUUGAAAAAAAUUAACUUUUUUUAAACCGAGAUAAGUUAAUUUUAUUUUCUAUCUUAACUUUAAACUUAUCUAGUUAAUUUUUUUUUUGUUAACUUUAUCUUAACUGUAGGAAAUUUAAUUGAAUUAACUUAACUUGCCUCAGUUAAUUAUUUUCAUUAACUUGCCCACCUUUGAACUCAUAACUAAGUGUUGUAUUGUGGGUUGGAUAUUUACGGCGCUGCGCCGCGAUCGUCGUUUUAUAAUAUUGAAUUAAAUUAUUUUCUCAGCGUAUAACGUGUAAAAAAGAUCAAAUUUUGCAUCGUUUUAAAUUUAAAAAUACAAGUCUUACAAUCCUAUUGAGAUUUUAAAUGGCCCAAGGUUUGUUCGAAAUGAUGCACUACAUACAGACUUCAAAAUACCAACAAUCAAAAAAUACAACAAAGACCAAUCGGUUAGCUUCUUCAGUCAAUAGUAAUAAGUACUUUAUUAUUAUUGAAAAUAUAAUUUAUUUUGUAUAGUUGUAACUGUUAUGUGUAACAUAAUUAUUAUAAAAUGAAAAAUUAGUAAUCUUACUAUAUUAUCAAUGUUAUCCGAUACAUAAAUAUCGAAACGCAAAUCUAUUAUACAGGGGUAACAGAUAGAACUGACUUUUGGAAUAACUUUUGUUCUAAAUAAUAUAAUUUAUGGUCACUUGCGCUACACUUAUAUUAUACAAAAAAAUAUUUUUAUGUUUUUUAACACUAUUAUAAGAACAAUUUUGAUAAUAAAAACAUUUUUCUGAGUCAAGUAUUUUAUUUUUACAAUUUUUUAAAAUAUUAAUAUUUUUAUGAUUAAAUUAAUUUGGAACGUAAUAACUUUUUUCAAAAUAUUUUUUUUGGGAAUUUGAUGACAUGAGUAUAUUUCUUAAAUUAUUUACUAAUCAUAUAAUUUUAACAAUAAUUAUUGUCAUACUUUAAGUAGCAUAAUUUUUUUUCGUCAAGUCUUUCUGUUACACCUAAAUUUAGAUGAUUUAAUGCCAGGAAAACUUUAAAAAUAAAAUAAAUAAAUAAAAUAUAAAUUACUAGAUUUAACUAUCAAAUCGUGGUAAUGUUAUUUGGAUCUUGUGUGUAUAAUAUAAUAUAGUAUAUAUUUAUACUAUAAAAUAUAGUUACUGUUAAUAAGAGGACGCCUCACCCGCAUAUGUUGUCUCCGACUUACAAGUGUGGAACGUAGCAAAUUAUAUGCUCAGCAGAACACGUGUAGCUCCGUUAGUUAAAAAAUUACUGUGAAUUGACCUUUUAUUAUAUUUUAAUUUUAAAGCGAGUUAUGAGUAUUUUAAGAUUUACAAACAAUUUUACUCUAUGAUAUAAUCCAUAUCAUUCAUAUCAUCCAUAUUAUUGUACUAUUACAAUAAAAAAAUACAAAAUUCAAAGUAAAUGUUUAGACUUUAGAUAUUAUACGUAGAACAUAGUAUAUACAUAUAGUUUAUGUCACGAAUUAUUGUGAUUUGCGAUAUAAAUAUAAAAUAUUGUAUUUCGGUAUCAGUUUUUAGUGUCCACGUCCAUCAGGCGCCGAGGUUCCUUCUUAACGUGAACAGAGUGUAGCGUAUAGGCACCUACAAUGGCUACCAAUGGCUAUGAUCAAUAAUUAUGUUACUGCCUAAAAAAAUUCUAGGUAAUAAAAUAGGUCGAUUGUAAACUCGGCCCGGAAAUUGUAAUUAAUAAAAAAGGUCGAUUAUAAAUUCGGCCCGAUAAUUAUUUUGACCAAUAAAAUAUAAUACGCACGAUAUAAUUUAAUCUGCAAAUAAUAAGUAACUAUGUACCAUAUCUUAUCGGAACAAUUAUUAUAUAUCGGUGUGUAAUACGUCAAACACAUGGCUUUUUACUUAAAAAAAUAUAUUUAUAUUAAUAUAACCUUAUAUUAUUAAUUAUAGCACUACAGUUUUACUUAUAUUUUUACAUGGAUACAUUUGACUUAUAUUUUUUAACACUGGAAUAUAUUACUUACAUUUUUACACAAUUUUAGUGAAUUUUACAUUUAUAUAAAAAACUUUAUACUAUGAAUAAAAAUAUGAAAAGAAAAUGAAAAUAAUUGUUGGAGGAUAAUGAUAAUCGCCUCCUCGUGGUGUCCUCUGGGUAAUGCUAAAUGGUUCUCAAAAAUAUUAUACAUACAUACAUUUUUAUUCGGGCCGAGUUUACACCUAAAUAGUUUUUACCUGCAAAAAAACACGAGCCGAGUUUACAGUGGACCUUUUGAACAUUUUUUUUCCUCGGGUCGAGUUUACAAGCGCCCGUGUUAUAUAGUCUUACGUUUAUAUUAGGUACUUAAAAAAUCAAGCGCGACGGUAGUGGCACGAAGCUAUAGGUAAGUAAAAAAAAAUAGCGGAGUAGCCAUAUAUACACAUGGCGUAUACCUAGACAUAAAACUAAUUACGUAGGUACUUAAAAUUUGUCACCGAAUGAUGUCGGAUAAUUAAUCACACAUUAUAUAUACACACGAAAUAUAGUAGAUGGGUACUAGGUAUACGUACCUACCGUGAGUUGUUAUCCACAAGGUGCGAUAUUACGACUCCGUUGGAUUUAAUGACAACUAUUAAAAGUUAAGGAUGACGACGAAUUAAAUUAGACACUAAUUUAUAGUACUAAAACUGAAAUAUUAUGUAUAUAAUAUAGACCACGAUAAUCAUGCUUAUUUGUUUUUCCCGUCUACGUAUUGUAAUAUUACAAUUACAAUACGAUAUUACAUUAUUUUGAGUCUCGGUAUUAUUUCAAUAUAACGUAUUCGGAUAUUCGGUAUUCAACUCGUGGUGUGCUACUAAUACCGCUACUUUAUACACUUUUAAUUAAUAAUUUAUUAAUAAUAAUAAUUGUAUAAUAUUAUUAUGUUAUAUAUGUUUAAGAUAGGUACCUAAUAAGUAUAUUGCAUAGUGCAUACGUACCUUACCUAUAUAGAUUAAAACACAAUAUAUUGCUUAGCAUACUAUUAUAAUAAAUACCUAGUUAUUAUAAUAUACUGUGUUAAUCAUUAAAUCGAAAUGAGAAAAAUACUGAUUGUGUUAGGUAUAGCUGUGUGCUGUGUAGCCUCUUUUCUCACAACGCAAAAUUUAUUGUUGUAUUAU
Molecule: messenger RNA, 6315 nt
Organism: Metopolophium dirhodum (rose-grain aphid)
Lineage: Eukaryota; Metazoa; Arthropoda; Insecta; Hemiptera; Aphididae
Exons: 7
Coding region: 205-1236 (343 amino acids)
Biological process (GO): maturation of SSU-rRNA from tricistronic rRNA transcript (SSU-rRNA, 5.8S rRNA, LSU-rRNA)
Cellular component (GO): small-subunit processome; Pwp2p-containing subcomplex of 90S preribosome
Molecular function (GO): snoRNA binding; protein binding
Source: RefSeq, a predicted model, not a curated record